Erythranthe guttata (spotted monkey flower) is the source of this 1257-nucleotide messenger RNA. RefSeq names its product bark storage protein A. NCBI's taxonomy places the organism in Eukaryota, Viridiplantae, Streptophyta, Magnoliopsida, Lamiales, Phrymaceae. The record is from RefSeq and is a predicted model, not a curated record. Gene Ontology annotation, molecular function: catalytic activity. Gene Ontology annotation, biological process: nucleoside metabolic process.
GCAUAUCCUAUAUCUGAAGGGGCAAAACUGUAAUUAACCCUGUAAUUCCUCUGUAAAAACUAAACUUGCAAGAAAAAAGGAACCAAUAAACAAAUUAGUUAUAGUAAUUAAUAAUGUCAACAAAACACUGUCUUCUUCUUCUUCUUCUUCAUCUUCUAGCCAUUAUUGUGUUAACUGUGUCGGCAUUUCCAUUGGAGAGAGAGAAAUCUUUAGCGAUAAUAAGGGAGAUUAACAGAAGAGGCCCUUAUCUUGCUCUAAUUACAGUUUUCCCCACUGAAGAAUAUGCUUUCUUUUCUUCCGAUCCUUUCAUUAACGACUCCAAAUUUCCUUAUGUCGAUCUUUCAGGCAGGCGAUUUCGAGUGGGGAUGGUAGAGGACAAGAAAGUCAUUUAUGUGAGAUGUGGGGUUGGAAUGGUGAAUGCUGCAAGUGCAACACAACAAAUGGUGGAUAUAUUCAACAUAAAAGGAGUGAUACACUUUGGAAUAUCUGGAAAUACAAACAGUUCAUUGUGCAUUGGAGAUGUUACCAUUCCUAAGGAAUUUGCCAACACUGGCUUGUGGGAUUGGCUGAAAUCGAACGAGACAAUCCCAGAAAACGACGUUGCGGUACUAAAUAUCGAAAACUAUAAUGUACCGAACGGAGGGUAUAACUCGUUAGGGAGGAUCGGGUAUAGGGCGGAGCAGUUUUACUCGGAGGGAGGAGAGCCUAAUUCUGCUCAACUUAUGCUGUGGUUUCAUGUCACCAACAAUUGGCUUCAAUUAGCUACCACACUCCAGGGGAUGAAAUUGGAACGAUGUGUGAACUCAAGCCUGUGCCUUGAUACAGACCCGAAAGUUGUAAUUGGGCUGAGAGGGUCAACGGCCAACACAUUCGUCGACAAUGCUUCUUACAGAAAUUUCCUUUUCCUAAAUUUCGGGGUUUCGUCUGCUGAUAUGGAGAGUUCUGCAGUACUAAUGACUAGUUUAUCGAACGGGUACCCGGCGAUUAUUUUUCGCGGUUUAUCUGACUUAGCCGGAGGGCAAAAUGGUCAUAACACCGUUAGAUUGUUUGGGUCUCUUGCUGCUUCAAAUGUUGCAAAAGUAGUCCUUCAAUUCAUCAAGUUGCUACCAAAUGAGGAUCAUUUCCAGUUUUAGCCUUUGAUAUUUAUUCCCUUCUUUAUUUUAUACGACAUUGAUUGAAGUACACCGAGUAUAUCAUUAAUUUUCGUUCACGCAUGAAUUACGCUGCGCAAAUGAGAGUAGAUAUCAGUCCGAAUUU